UGACAGUGGGCUCCGGGCAGACCGACUGCAGAUGAAGUUUUCACUCACUCUCACCCGGUGGGACUCUCAGGAAUUCAGAUUAACCGACCGGACUUCACCGUGCGACUGACAUGUUGCGAUGUUUCGCGCAGACAUACAAAACGUGCACUUGUUUCGGGUCAUUAUGUUGUGUUUUGCACUUUUUCCGGAGGCUGGCUGUGGGUCAGCCGAUGCAGGCAGCUGUCAUGAGGUGAAGAUAGCCUACAUGAUGCGCCAGAUAGGCCCCGUGCAACUGGUGCCAGAAAGACCCGGUACAGGGGAGCCGCUGAGAGUGUGUGUGCAUGCUGGGCCCAGCUGCUGCACGAGUAAAAUGGAGGACAGCUACAUGGCAGCUGUUCGUAGCGAGAUGCAGCACAAGAUGCGAUCCUACAGCUUCGAACUCAAAUACCUGAUUGAUGGACAUGGAAAGGCCUUCCAAGAAACCUUUGAGUCACUCGUGUCCUUCACAUCGAACCUGACAUGCAGUCUGUUUGACAGCGCCUACUCCGCUCUCGCAUCAGACUGCCGGCUUCCUGUGUUCCAGCUGUUUUCCGACAUCAGACGCCACCUUUCAGGAGACGCUAACUCCUCCCUGAACAACGCAGUGCGCCGAUUUUACAACGACCUCUUCCCGCUGGUGUACCGCCGCCUGCUCAACCCUGGGAUUGGCCGUCCAUCGGCAACAUCCCAUUUAUCCUUCUUAUCCAAUCACGACGAAUGUCUGCGGAUGACACAGCAGGAUGUGAGCCCCUUCGGACCCCAUCCUCGGCUGCUCGUCGGCAGCCUGUCUCGCGCUCUCGGACCCGGUCGGGCGCUGAGCCGGCUGCUGAGGCUGGCAGGAGAAGUUGUGAAUUCAACAGAGAAGUUGACCUUAUCCAGGGAGUGUGGAAGGGGAUUAGUAAAGAUGCAGUACUGUUCGCACUGUAGAGGUCUAACGCUGUUACGGCCCUGCACUGGACUGUGCCACAAUGUCAUGAAAGGAUGUCUGGUGGGUGUUUCUGAGCUUGGUGCCCCCUGGGGACGCUUGGUGGUAUUGCUCCAAAGGUUAGCUGCUACUUUAGCAACCAGCAGCAACCACAACAGUAUGGAGCUAGCUCUGCUGGCAGUUCGAAACCAUGUGAAUGAUGCAAUACUACACGCACAACUUCACGGUCCACGAAUCACAGCUACAGUGGAGAAGGUUUGUGGGCCGCAGGAACCUGGUUUCAUGCUGACGGAUACGAAGUCAUCCCAAAUACACCCUGUAACCCGGGCAACGCUACUCGCCUCGAAGGCGUCGGCGGUAAUUCUGCCUGCUUCACCUCAUCGCCAUUUGCAGUCGCAUCCCCAGAAGUCAUUCCCUCUUAAGGGUGCUAAAGGAGACAAAAGUCGAAGCCUGAAAAAACUAUCAAGGGAAUUUGAGAUCUCCAUCCAGCGGUACCGGUGGUUUUUGUCUGAGCUGCCAGAAAUGCUUUGUGAAAGUGAAAUGGAGGUUGAGCAGCACACAUGCUGGAGUGGUGAAGAUGUUGUAGAAAGUUAUGCAGGUCACGUUGUUGGCAGCACUUUGAAAGCCCAGAAGGAGAAUCCAGAGACGUCUAUACGCCACACAGAUCCUGCCCUGAAGGAGGUGAAGCAAAGGCUGGCGCGGCUAACGCAGGAGCUGUUGGUUGAUCUCGGCUGGGCAAGCAGAAAGAGAGGAAGAGGGGAAGAGGACGGAGGGAGCGCCCUGACGGAUGGAAGCGGCGGAGACGAUUGUGAUGAUGAGGAUGGCUGUGGAGCAUCUGGUGAAGAGAGCUCUGGUCGGGCUGUUACCCUGAACCCUCCUGGACCUGAAUGGAUCCAGAUUCUGGGCCAUUCAGGAUCCUGCAUCAUGAACCAGAGGUUAAAUUUAGAGGAGACUGAACUGGGUCCAAAACAACGUGCAGCCGGGUUAAAGGUCACCGAUGCAUUCAUCAUCCCUGCGAUGUCCUUGUCGUUGCUGAACAUCUUCUUGCGGAGCGGAGUAAACCUCGAGUGGAGCUUUCUGAUCCUGCAUGACUCUGCAGCGAGG
Molecule: messenger RNA, 2047 nt
Organism: Poecilia latipinna (sailfin molly)
Lineage: Eukaryota; Metazoa; Chordata; Actinopteri; Cyprinodontiformes; Poeciliidae
Product: glypican-5-like
Exons: 11
Biological process (GO): regulation of protein localization to membrane; cell migration; positive regulation of canonical Wnt signaling pathway
Cellular component (GO): extracellular region; plasma membrane; cell surface
Source: RefSeq, a predicted model, not a curated record